Molecule: messenger RNA, 1305 nt
Organism: Lytechinus variegatus (green sea urchin)
Lineage: Eukaryota; Metazoa; Echinodermata; Echinoidea; Temnopleuroida; Toxopneustidae
Product: trace amine-associated receptor 7a-like
Exons: 1
Coding region: 1-1305 (434 amino acids)
Biological process (GO): G protein-coupled receptor signaling pathway
Cellular component (GO): membrane
Molecular function (GO): G protein-coupled receptor activity
Source: RefSeq, a predicted model, not a curated record
AUGGCCAAGAACGGGACUUCGGAACCUGUAGAUGUAACCGUGGAAACGCUCAACCCAAACACAACAGUAUCCCACCUGUUAACAAACGGCGAUGCUAUGACUUCAUCAAUGGUACUUUCUACAGCAAUACCCGACGUGACAAGGGCAGCAAGUAGCCAAGCAUCUCAUUCGGCUAAAUCUUCAGGUCAUCGGCAAUCAGCUGAAUCUGUGUCCGUAGAAUCCUCGGAAGGAGUCAGUAGCUCUACAAACGGGCCUGGUAGUAAACGCGACUCAACUGAGAGCUUCGUGACUGAUAAAGCGACGGUGGUUCUGUGGAGCUGGGGUUCGAUCACGUGGUCCUGGUGGUCAUCAAUGACACUGGUAUCCUCCAUUCUUGGAAUCAUGGGUAAUCUUCUGGUAAUCAUAGUCAUCUGGCAACGAAGGAUGAUGAGUCGUUCCACUGACACCCUCAUUGGGUCCCUUGCUGUAGCUGAUUUCUGCACAUCUGUCUUCAUUCUCCCGUUGCCUACAGCAAUCACUGUUCCCUCCUCUAUCCUGGGAGAGUUUUAUUGCCGUUUUAUCUUCACAUCUUACUUCUUCUGGUUGUCUGUUGGGUCGUCAAUCUACACCUUGACAUUGAUUUCCUUGGAACGACUCAUAGCUGUGAAGUAUCCUAUCGAGUUCAGUCGUUUCUCAAGUAGACGUUACACGUCUCUAGCUGUUCUGUCAGUCUGGUCAAUGGUCAUGAUCAUUGAUCUCUUUCUGAUUCUUACAGCUUCUGUGGAUGGUUCUGGACACACUUGCAUCGUGAGGUUCAGAUCGGUUGCCGGACAGUACUCCGUUGGCAUAUUGAUCUUCAUGGUAUAUUUUCUGGUCCCUACAACCGUCAUGCUUCUAGCGCAAGCUGUCACUGCGUACAUUCUUCACAAGAAGUCCAAGCGGUUCCAUCGCGCCAAAGACCAAAACAGAUCCAAUCCGUCAUACAAUCUCUUGGUCGCCAAGAAUCGUGUCAUCAAGAUGCUCUUCAUGGUCGUCAUGAUAUUCAUCAUAUGCUGGGGUCCUAAUAACAUCGCUUAUUUUCUAUACAAUGUCGGUGUUAUAAGUCCGAGCUACCUUUAUGGUGAAACAAAUCAGAUUCUUACGUUGUUGGCGUUCUACAACUCGUGUCUGAAUCCCAUCGUCUACACCGUCCGACAUCAGAAAUUCCGUGCUGCUAUCCGCGGAUUGUUCACGGGCUCCAAAACGGAGAAGGAUGCUCUGUUCGAAUACAAAACAGAUGCAAAACCUACUUCUCAAUUCAAGGAAGAAAAAGAACCAAAGGUAUAA